This is a messenger RNA of Haliotis rubra (blacklip abalone), 681 nucleotides long. RefSeq lists its product as uncharacterized. Lineage: Eukaryota; Metazoa; Mollusca; Gastropoda; Lepetellida; Haliotidae. The record is from RefSeq and is a predicted model, not a curated record. The transcript has 5 exons. Bases 7 to 681 code for a protein of 224 amino acids.
GCAUUCAUGAUCAGUCAAUGCACAAUGGCACAGGCAACUUGGUCUCUUUCUGUAACAAAUAGUACUUUGUAUUUCAGCCACAGCAACAAUCCCGAACCACGUGCAGACAGCAAUGUUAAACCGUCUGCUCAACGUACUGCAGUCACUAUACAGCUUCAUGAUGAUGUCGACAUUGAGUGCCCCAUACACAAGUAUGCAGUUACUGACAACUUAUGGAGUGACCUGUACAAACGAGAGGAUUCCGAUGACUUUCUGGAGACACUUGACAUGCUGAUGGGUGUAUAUAAAGUUACAUAUCAAGGAGCUGACCUGGUUCAAAACCCCCUGGAUACAUCUCUGGCAGAAACCCCUCCUACAGAUGUACAACCCCUAAAUUUCAAAGCUACAAUAAUGGCUUUUCGCAACCUUCACCCAAGAUCAGGUAAAAGUGAGACAACCCCUCCUGGCAGUGCAGAUAAUAAAUGGAGAAAACAGUGCCAGGCGGCUUUGAAGCCUACAGAUCCAUCACGUCAUCAAUUUGGUGGUCGUUUCAAAGUUCGCCUUGCAGUAGCUGCAACAUCUGACAGAUGUUAUCGCCUCAUCCUUGAGAUCAUGGAUUUAUUCAGCCUUGGUAAACUAAAGGAGCAGAAACAUACUAAAGUGAACACGUCUGUUCUUGGAGACUGUUUGAUUCAAAGAUGA